Penicillium verhagenii is the source of this 2373-nucleotide messenger RNA. Its product is annotated as WD repeat PLAP family protein. NCBI's taxonomy places the organism in Eukaryota, Fungi, Ascomycota, Eurotiomycetes, Eurotiales, Aspergillaceae. Gene Ontology annotation, molecular function: ubiquitin binding. Gene Ontology annotation, biological process: proteasome-mediated ubiquitin-dependent protein catabolic process; ubiquitin recycling. Gene Ontology annotation, cellular component: cytoplasm; nucleus. The record is from RefSeq and is a predicted model, not a curated record. The transcript is spliced from 3 exons. Bases 1 to 2373 code for a protein of 790 amino acids.
AUGCCUGACUUCAAGAUCUCCGCUUCUCUUGAGGGUCACGGCGAUGAUGUUCGCGCUGUGGCCUUCCCAAACCCCAAUGCAGUCUUCUCCGCCUCUCGUGAUGCCACAGUCCGCUUAUGGAAGCUCGUUUCAACUCCGCCCCCCACCUAUGACUAUGCCAUCACAUCCCACGGUCAGGCAUUUAUCAACGCUUUAGCUUAUCUCCCACCAUCAUCUGAAUACCCGGAAGGUCUGGUUUUAUCGGGUGGUCAAGAUACCAUUAUCGAAGCCCGGCAGCCUGGGAAGACUGCGGAUGAUAAUGCAGAUGCCAUGUUAUUGGGCCAUGGGCACAAUAUUUGCGCUUUAGAUGUCUCUCCAGAUGGCAAGUGGGUCGUGAGUGGUAGCUGGGAUUCUACAGCUCGCCUCUGGCAGGUUGGCAAGUGGGAAGCCGAUGUGGUGCUGGAAGGACAUGAAGCCAGUGUUUGGGCUGUGUUAGCUUAUGAUAAGGACACCAUUAUCACCGGCUGUGCCGACAAUAUGAUUCGCGUAUUCAAUACCUCAGGAACACUCCUCGGAAGUGUCAAGAACUCCAAUGAUGUUGUUCGGGCUCUAUGCAAGGUUCCUGCGUCCAACCCGAGUGGAGCUCAUUUUGCAUCUGCUAGUAACGAUGGAAUUAUUCGACUCUACACUAUCAAGGGUGACUUAGUUGCUUCACUUCACGGUCACGAAAGCUUCGUUUACUCUCUUGCUGCAUUGCCCUCGGGCGAACUCGUCAGUGCAGGAGAAGACCGAACCGUUCGUGUCUGGAAUGGAUCUCAGUGUGUGCAGACCAUUACACAUCCCGCUAUCUCAGUAUGGAGUGUGGCAGCGUGUCAAGAAACCGGUGACAUUGUCACUGGUGCCAGUGACCGCGUUGCCCGCGUUUUCAGCAGAAACCCAGAACGACACGCAGCACCCGAGGUCAUUCAACAAUUUGACCAAGCAGUCAAAGAAUCAGCUAUUCCGGCGGAGCAAGUCGGUAAAGUUAACAAAGAACAACUUCCCGGCCCAGAAUUCCUCCAGCAAAAGUCAGGAACGAAGGAGGGUCAAGUACAGAUGAUCCACCAGGGAGAUGGUAGUAUCACUGCCCAUACUUGGUCAUCUGCGACACAAGAAUGGAUCGCUGUUGGUACAGUUGUUGAUUCGGCGGGAAGCAGUGGCCGCAAAACAGAAUAUCAAGGACAAGACUAUGACUAUGUCUUCGAUGUUGAUAUCGAAGACGGCAAGCCUCCGCUCAAGCUCCCCUAUAACGUCUCUCAGAACCCCUACGAAGCAGCGAAUAAGUUCAUUGGUGACAAUGAGCUGCCCAUUUCAUACCUCGAUCAGGUCGCGAACUUCAUUACACAGAAUACCCAAGGCGCCACUCUUGGCCAACCCCAACAACCCACAACCGAGGGCGCAGAUCCUUGGGGUUCAGAUCGACGAUACCGCCCCGGCGACGGAGAUGCUUCAGCCGCAGCAAACGCUCCGCCACCCGCUCCCGAACCACGCCCCCAAGUCCUACCCCAAAAGGCCUAUCUCUCCAUCCGUUCAGCCAACCUGAAAGUCAUUUCAAAGAAGCUGCAGGAGCUGAAUGACAAGGUUCAGGUUGAAGCUGGAAAGGAUAUCGCCUUAGAUCCGACUGAGAUGGAAGCCGUAGUUGCUCUGUGUAACCAGCUAGAGUCGUCCUCAAAGGCUCCAGACUCAACAGUUGUGGAAUCUGGACUUCCAUUGGUUUUCAGAAUCGCAACUGCCUGGCCUGAAUCUACCAGACUUCCUGGGUUGGAUCUUCUCCGUCUGCUGGCUGCUGCUGCGCCAUUAACCGCGUCAGCGGAAUAUGACGGCAACAACCUUGUAUCCGGAAUUAUCUCCAGUGGGGUGUUCAAUUCCCCUCUGAAUGUGAAUAACGCGAUGCUCUCCAUUCGGAUGCUUGCAAACCUCUUUGAGACAGACACAGGUCGGGAUUUGGCCAUGAGCACAUUUGAUCAGAUCGUCACUGCCGUUAAAGGUGCAUUGGCCAACAGUGGGGAUUCUCCAAACCGAAACCUGACUGUCGCCACCACCACAUUGUUCAUUAACUUUGCUGUCUAUAUUACCUCUGACGGCAGGGAAAAUGAUCCCGAAUCCGCAGAGCGGGGUCUGCUGCUUCUCGACGAGCUUACGAAGAUCAUAGCUGGAGAGAAGGAUUCUGAGGUCAUUUACCGAGCACUCGUUGCCUUGGGUACUUUGGUGAAGUCUUUGGGCGCUGAAAUCCAAAGUGCUGCCAAGGAGAUCUACGAACUUAACAAUGUUCUCGCACGGGUUUCUGGGUCGACUGCCGGAAAGGAGCCCAGAGUGAAGGGUAUUGUCGGGGAGAUUCGAGACAUGUCCAUUUAA